AUUCAUCCCGCCUUAAGAAAAGCACUUGGCGGCACAAUUUCCCCAUUCGUUCGCUAUUGGGGGUUUUGAAACUUCAGGUUUAUUCGUUCUUUUGUGCUUCCUUCACUAUGAGGGUCCAGCGAGCCGUAGCUGUCCUCAACGACAGCCGUAUCCUCGGUUCGAGGUGCAGCGCUCGCUUCCUCAGUGUGGGUUCCAGGGCUCCGGGCUCUCGUUACCCUGCGCCGCUGAUCGCAGCUCCGUUACGUGUAGAGGGGAGAAGAUAUUUCAGCCUGACCAAAACUCGAUAUGCUUCUGCGAACGCGGCUGCUAGUGCUGCCUUGAAGCGCGCUGCCGAGGAGGCCGCAAACCUCACACCCGAAGCCGUCUUCCAGAAAAUGAGCCCGGAAGAGAAGAAGCGACUGUCAAGAGUGCGCAAUAUUGGUAUUGCCGCACAUAUCGACAGUGGAAAGACGACAGCUACCGAACGAGUGCUGUUCUAUACCGGUCGAAUUAAGGCUAUUCACGAAGUCAGAGGCAGGGAUGGCGCAGGCGCAAAGAUGGACUCUAUGGAACUCGAGCGAGAGAAGGGAAUCACUAUCCAAUCUGCUGCCACGUUUUGCGACUGGAAGAAGGUCGAAGACGGCGUGGAACAGACCUACCAUAUCAAUUUGAUCGAUACGCCUGGUCACAUUGAUUUCACCAUCGAGGUCGAGCGCGCCCUGAGAGUGUUGGACGGAGCCGUCAUGAUCCUUUGCGCCGUCAGUGGUGUUCAGUCUCAGACUAUCACCGUGGACAGGCAGAUGAAGCGAUACAACAUUCCCCGAAUAAGUUUCGUGAACAAGAUGGACCGAAUGGGCGCCAACCCCUGGAAAGCUGUCGAACAAAUCAACUCUAAGUUAAAGAUUCCCGCUGCGGCCAUCCAAAUCCCUAUUGGUGCCGAGGAUCAAUUCAAGGGCGUCGUUGACCUGAUAGAAAUGAAAGCUAUCUACAGUGAGGGGCCGAAGGGCACAAUCAUUCGGCACGGCCCUGUACCCGAUGACUUGAAAGAGCUUGCGGAACAGAAACGCCAGGAACUGAUCGAGAAGCUCGCCGACGUUGAUGAUGAAAUUGCUGAAAUUUUCUUGGAAGAGGGCACGCCAUCUAACGAGCAGAUUAGCGCCGCUAUUCGCAGGUCUACUAUCGCCUUGAAGUUUACUCCCGUCAUGAUGGGAUCUGCUUUAGCCGACAAGUCCAUUCAGCCCUUGCUUGAUGCCGUCUGCGACUAUCUGCCCAACCCUGCCGACGUCGAGAACGUGGCGUUGGAUCGCUCCAAGAACGAGGCGCAGACCAAGUUGGUUCCUUACAACUCGCUGCCUUUCGUCGGAUUGGCGUUCAAGCUCGAAGAGAAUAACUACGGUCAGCUUACCUACAUUCGAGUCUACCAGGGCUCGUUGAAGAAGGGUACUUGGUUGUUCAAUUCGCGAACCGAUAAGAAGGUCAGAAUUCCCCGUAUCGUGCGAAUGCACUCCAACGAGAUGGAGGAUGUCUCCGAGAUCGGCGCAGGUGAGAUUUGCGCCGUAUUUGGUGUCGACUGCGCCUCUGGCGAUACCUUUACGGACGGAAACUUGCCGUAUACCAUGUCUUCCAUGUUCGUGCCCGACGCGGUCAUGUCGCUUUCCAUCAAGCCCAAGAAGAGCACGGAUGCCGACAACUUCAGUAAGGCCAUGAACCGUUUCCAACGUGAAGAUCCCACAUUCAGAUUGUUUGUCGAUGAGGAAAGCGAGGAGACCAUCAUCUCGGGUAUGGGUGAAUUGCACCUGGAAAUCUAUAUCGAGCGUCUACGACGUGAGUACAAGGUUGACUGUGUCACUGGCCAGCCUCGUGUCGCGUAUCGUGAGACUAUCAGCAACAGGGCCGACUUCGACUACCUUCUCAAGAGGCAGACAGGUGGUCCUGGUGACUUCGCUCGCGUCGGCGGCUGGAUCGAACCUAACGAUGAGCCGGAGAAGAACAGCUUCGAGAACCAAGUGGUCGGAGGUGCUAUCCCUGAUAAAUUCAUCUCAGCUUGUGGCAAAGGUUUCGAAAUUGCUUGCGAGAAGGGCCCUCUACUGGGUCACAAGGUGAUCGGGGCCCGUAUGGUGGUCAAUGACGGAGCAACGCACGUGACGGAUUCUUCAGAUUUCGCUUUCAGUUUAGCAGCGCAAAUGGCCUUCCGCAAGGUGUUCCCAGAUGCUGGCGGUCAAGUUCUUGAGCCGCUGAUGAAGACGACCAUCAUGGCACCCAACGAGUUCCAGGGCAACAUUCUUAUGCUGAUGAACAAGCGAAACGCUACUAUUCUUGAUACGGAGAUCGGCACCGAGGACUUUACGCUGGUGGCGGAUUGCAGUCUUAACGCCAUGUUCGGAUUUAGCACUCAGUUGAGAGCGGCUACCCAGGGCAAGGGCGAGUUUAGCAUGGAGUUUUCGCAUUACGCGGCCGCGCCGCCUCACAUGCAGAAGGAAUUGAUCGCCAAGUACCAGAAAGAGCUUGAGGCGAAGAGAACCAAAUAAAGAUACUUCGCCUUGGGUGGAAUUCUAUUCGCAGCUAGCUUCUCCAACACGCUAUGCUGCCUCAAGACAAGUGUACGAGUGGAUGUCAUCGACUCAUUGUCGGUCUACUACUAGUAUCGGCACUCAGGGGAAUUGGCAUUUUCUCGUCAAAGUUAAAACUAGUUAUGCCUACACUACGAGAUCACAACGGUGAUUAUGGUGUGUACAUUAUAACGUGAUGAUAUAUUACGAUAUGCCAAUAGCGGGCUGUAUAUAAACCCCGGGCGUAUCAUGAAGGCUCGAGGUAUCGUUUAGGUACAAAAUCGACCUAACAUAGACGAAGGAUUGGAAAAUAAACGGGCAACGAUACCUACUGAGAAGGGCGGGUAUUGAAAAUGCCUUUACGCAUGUAUAGAGAAAAGAUCUAGAACAUGGAAAUAGAGAACCUCUUCCCUCUACUUUAGGGCCACUCUUGACUAUAUUAAAACG
Annulohypoxylon truncatum is the source of this 2975-nucleotide messenger RNA. RefSeq names its product translation elongation factor G. Gene Ontology annotation, cellular component: mitochondrion. Gene Ontology annotation, biological process: mitochondrial translational elongation. Lineage: Eukaryota; Fungi; Ascomycota; Sordariomycetes; Xylariales; Hypoxylaceae. The record is from RefSeq and is a predicted model, not a curated record. The transcript has 4 exons. Bases 108 to 2507 code for a protein of 799 amino acids. Gene Ontology annotation, molecular function: GTP binding; translation elongation factor activity; GTPase activity.